AUGGGUUCACCUCGUGUUGGUAAAAGUCAACUUAUUAAUGCGAUAUGUAACGGUGAGAAUAAAGCUGAAACAAGUCCUAGUUUGAAUUCUUGCACGAAAGAAGUAACAUGUUAUUGUUUGGAAGAUAAUCAACAGCAAAUACCCGGUGUAAAACCAUUUCGAGUUAAUUUUUACGACACACCAGGUAUCGAAUCAUGGGAAAAUAAAGGUGGAGAAACAACUAUGCUCAAAUUUAUUGAAAAGAAAGAUCCUGUUUGUGUUAUCUAUUGUGCUGCACCUGGAACGUUCGCUGAUUUGUCACAAGUUCGUCCAGUAUUGAAAUUUUGUCAGGAAAAAAAGAUUUUUUGGACUUUUGUCUGUACGAAUAUGUGGUCGAAUGCCUCUCGAAAAGAUAUCAUUCGUGACUUUGAAAACGAAUUGACUAUAUUCGGUGAGGGUAUUGAAAAAUUCUUUGAUCAAUCACAUUCUCCAAUUCCUCACAAAGUAACAGUUUUUGGUACUAGUGCACUUUGUACAAUGGUCAACUCAAUUGAAUAUUACGAUCCUGAAUAUUCAUUGGAAAAAAAACCGGUACAAGGUAUUGACGAACUCAUUUAUUGUAUAAUGGAAGCACUUAAUAAUGAAAAAUUACUUGGCUGGUUUAAUGCUGUAUUAUACCGUCGUAGUUUUUGGGAAAAGUUUAACCAGAAGGUUAGUGGUUUUAUUUCGCUUCGUAUCAAAGAUAUACACAAUUUAAACAAUGAAUCGAUUCAGCCAAUUGUAGAAAAUAUGAUGAUGUAUAUUUCUAGCAUAAGCAAAAAACGUUAA
Messenger RNA from Rotaria sp. Silwood2, 807 nucleotides. The record is from the annotation of a GenBank genome assembly. NCBI's taxonomy places the organism in Eukaryota, Metazoa, Rotifera, Eurotatoria, Philodinida, Philodinidae.